This is a messenger RNA of Grammomys surdaster, 1160 nucleotides long. It is a transcript of the gene Mrm2, whose product is annotated as mitochondrial rRNA methyltransferase 2. Gene Ontology annotation, molecular function: rRNA (uridine-2'-O-ribose)-methyltransferase activity. Lineage: Eukaryota; Metazoa; Chordata; Mammalia; Rodentia; Muridae. The coding region runs from base 1 to 741 and encodes 246 amino acids. The record is from RefSeq and is a predicted model, not a curated record. Gene Ontology annotation, cellular component: mitochondrion. Gene Ontology annotation, biological process: RNA methylation. The transcript is spliced from 3 exons.
AUGGCGGGGCUUCCGAAGCUGGUAGGCGUUCCCCUUAAGGUUCGGAGGUUGCACACAGCAGUGUGUCACUAUAAGGGGCGGACGGGCGCUGAGCACCUGUGGCUGAUGCGGCAUCUAAAGGACCCGUUUGUGAAGGCCGCAAAGGUGGAGAAUUACCGCUGCCGCAGCGCCUUCAAGCUCCUGGAGAUGAAUGAGAAGCAUCACAUCCUCAGGCCUGGUCUCCGGGUGCUGGACUGCGGGGCCGCUCCGGGAGCCUGGAGUCAGGUGGCAGUGCAGAGCGUCAACGCCACAGGCGCAGAUUCCAGCUCCCCCGUGGGUUUCGUGCUGGGGGUCGAUCUUCUUCACAUAUUCCCUCUGGCGGGAGCAACCUUUCUAUGCCCUGCUGAUGUGACUGACCCCAGAACUUUACAGAGAAUUUUAGAACUGCUUCCCAGAAGGAGAGCAGAUGUGAUUCUGAGUGACAUGGCACCGAAUGCCACUGGCAUCCGAGACCUCGAUCACGACAGACUCAUUAGCAUGUGCCUUACCCUUGUGGACAUGGCUGUGGACAUCCUGCAUCCGGGGGGGACACUGCUGUGUAAAACCUGGGCCGGAAGUAAAAGCCACCUGCUGCAGAAGAGACUGACCCAAGAAUUCCAGAGCACAAAGGUCGUGAAGCCGGAGGCCAGCAGGAAAGAGUCUUCAGAGGUGUACCUGUUAGCCACACAGUACCGUGCGAGGAGAGGCUCGACGAAGCAGUGAGUCUGGCCUGCCCUUCUGGGAGUGCUUCCGGCCCGGGGAUCCAAGCGUUGUGGAUAUGAACAGCACCCUGAGGCACCUCCGGGGCGUGAAAAAGUGCUAAGGAUGGGCAGUACAAUGGCUCAGUGAGUAAAGGGGGUUUGCUGCUAAGCCAGAUCCCCUGAGUGGAGUGUCCGGGACCCCUGCAGCAGCAAGAGAGAACUAACCCCUGGAAGUUGGCCCUGACCUCUCACAUGCUCGCACACACAGUGUGCACUAUAUGAACUCAUAUAUUGGCAGGGUUAGUUUCUGGCAAUUUGACACAAACCUGCCUGUGUCUGGGAAGAAAGAAUUGGACUGAGGAAUUGCUUUCAUCGGCUCAGCCUGCGGGUCAAGCGGAGUGUGAGACAUUGUCUAGAUGAGUGAAUGAUGGGCGGGGCGGG